Molecule: messenger RNA, 1848 nt
Organism: Fusarium mangiferae
Lineage: Eukaryota; Fungi; Ascomycota; Sordariomycetes; Hypocreales; Nectriaceae
Exons: 3
Coding region: 1-1848 (615 amino acids)
Molecular function (GO): dipeptidyl-peptidase activity
Source: RefSeq, a predicted model, not a curated record
AUGCCAACUACUCACCUACCCUUCAAACCCCAGAAGAUUCAGGAACAAUUCCCUGAUGCCAUUAUAUCCAAAAUCACCCCUGCACCCGAGCAUCCCCGUUACAAUUACAACGGCUUCAAACCAGGUCGUCGAGUACUGGAAGCAGGUCAUGUCCGCUAUCCGGGUCGCAGGCCAUUCGGCGUACGAACAAUAUAUGAGCGAGACCAAGCCAUCACGGUUCGCGACGGCGCUCGCCUAUACGCAGAUAUCUUCCGCCCCGAAUCAUCAGAUGCACAGUCCGUCCCGUGUAUCCUUCCAUGGAGUCCAUAUGGUAAAACUGGUACGGGUCCUCAGAACUACGACUUCAUGGCUCCUUAUCGAGCGGGAAUCGCGCUUGGUCGCACAUCAGGCUAUGAAAAGUUCGAGGCUCCUGAUCCUUACGAGUGGGCUGAGCGUGGCUACGUUGUGUUGAACAUCGAUGCUCGUGGUGCUGGGCAUAGUGAAGGAGUUAUCGCACGCUGGGGCAUUCAAGAAGCAGAAGACAUCUACGACGUCAUCGACUGGCUGUCUAAACAGCCUUGGUGCAACGGCUCUGUCGCUAUGGCAGGAAAUUCAUGGUUGGCUAUAUCGCAGAUCAACUUUGCUUCCAGAAUGCACCAUCCCGCACUGAAAGCGAUUGCACCAUGGGAAGGUUAUACGGAUCUGUAUCGUCACUAUGUUGCCAGAGGCGGACGUCCCCAUAUUCCUGGCUUUCACCGGAUGAUCUCGAACGGGCUUGCGGGGCCUGAAGGCGUUGAGAAUGUUGUUGCCGUGCUUGAGAAACAUACGUUGUACGACGACUACUGGGAGGCCAAGAGAAUUCCUGUUGAGAACAUCGACAAUAUUCCUAUGUACAUUGUUGCUUCGUACUCAAGCAUGUUGCACACGUAUGGUUCGUUUCAGACUUUCCGACAAGCCAAGACAGAAAAGAAGUGGCUUCGUGUUCAUCCGUAUCAAGAGUGGUACGACAUGUAUCGACCAUCUGUUUCAGAUGAUCUUCAGCAGUUUUUCGACUUCUAUUGCAAGCCUGACAUUAUCAAAGACACAAACUGGGAAUCCUCAACGCCUCGAGUCCGGCUUUCACUUCUUGGUUUUGAGGCAGAGGGGAGCUCCGCCACAACUAUUAUCGAGAGGCCUGAGCAGAGUUAUCCACUUACAAGACAAAGGCUUCGAACUCUAUAUCUUGAUGGAGCAACCGGAAAGCUGGUGGAUCUGAGGCCAGAUCAGGAAUGCAUUCAGUCCUAUGAAGGGAGGAGUUUGGGUGAUGGGCUCACAUUCACAACUACCUUUGACGUCGCAACUGAGCUGGCUGGUUACCCAAAGGCAGUGCUACACAUGUCAUGUCCUGACCAUGAUGAUUUCGACGUCGUUGUGCAGAUCCGCAAGAUCGACAACAAAGGUCGACAGCUCUCGCAUCUCAACUACCCUUGCCCUGUUGCUAUUGAUGAGGUACCCGAUGUAAACACAGCAAAAACUUUAGGUCCGCAGGGCUUCCUUCGAGCUUCACAUCACGUCUCUCUGAAUGGAGAUGGCGGGCCCGUUGUUUCCAAUGAUCUGUCGCGUGAGACAGAUAUUUUGUACAGCCACCGUGUUCGACAGCCUAUUAGUCCGGGGACAAUUGUCCGCCUAGAGAUCCCAAUCUGGCCUAUUGGGAUGGUGUUUGCUGCUGGAGAGGGCAUAGCGUUGAACGUUUCUGGACAUGAUAUGUGCCUGCCUGAGACUGACUUGUGUCGAUUGAGAGAACCAGAGGAUGAGAAUGUCGGGAGACACCAUGUUCACACAGGAGGGAAGUACGACAGCCAUUUGAUCAUUCCUGUCAUCAUGGGGUAG